AUAAUACCCGGCCCCUGAACCAUCACAUUAAGCGUUAGCCUGCAGCAACCCGGACAAUGGUCCCAUCUCUUAGCUCGGCCGGUCCACUUGACAUGCAUAGUUUGCUUUCCACUGGUCCGGCCGCCAUAAAAAAGAGGGACCUCUCAUUAAUAUUCCAAUAUAGAAACAAAGUUUUGCUGAAAGAAGAAAAUAAAUAGACAACUGUUUAACAUUUGCUACUAUUUCCUUUUCCUUAGCUGUCAAUCCCUCUUAAAAAAAAAAAAAAAAGUGGCUUUAUCGUAGUUUCUUCGAAACUCAAGGGCAUAUACAGUUCUGCCACCUUCCAAUAUAUAGACCCAAAAGAAGUCAAUUGCCCUUGCUCAUCGGAGUUUUACUGCUACUAGUACACUCCAAUCCCAAUACGCAACAGUAGCGGUACCGGAAAAUGUGCUCCACUAAGCAAAAACAGAAACAAAAUCUCCACCGGCAGCGCUCCGCCGUGCCUGUCUCUACCUCCGCCGUUGGCGGCGGCGAUGGAGGGAACUGGAGGGAAGAAUCCAUAACCGGCGGAUCACUGAAGCAUGUGGAUUUGGACACCGGAAAAAACGGCUGGGCAUCACCGCCGGGAGACUUAUUCAACCUGCGAGGUCCAAACUACUUCACGAAAAAAGCGAAAGUACCUUCAGGCGCGUGGCUCCUACAGCCCGCCGGCGUCGAUUGGCUCCGAUCCAACUCCAAGCUCGACCACGUCCUCGCUCGUCACGACAAUCGCGUGAUGCACGCGCUACGGAAAUCUCACUCCCAAGGCAAGUCUCUCAAAACCUUCAUACUCGCCGUGAAUCUCCAAGUCCCAGGGCGUGACCACCACAGCGCCGUCUUCUACUUCUCCACAAACGACGAUGAGCCGCUCGAACCGGGUUCGCUCCUCUACCGGUUCGUCAACGGCGAUGACGCGUACCGUAACAGCCGGUUCAAAAUCGUUAACCGCAUCGUGAAAGGACCGUGGAUCGUGAAAGCUGCAGUUGGGAAUUACUCGGCUUGUAUACUCGGAAAAGCGUUGAAUUGCUACUAUCACAGAGGCCCUAAUUACUUUGAAAUCGACGUGGAUAUCGGAAGCUCGGCGAUUGCGAACGCGAUUUUGCACUUGGCAUUAGGGUACGUAACGUCGGUGACGAUCGACAUGGGGUUUUGUGUGGAGUCGCAGACGGAGGAGGAGUUGCCGGAGAAGUUGUUUGGGGCGGUAAGGGUUUGUCAAAUGGAGAUGAGCUCAGCUACCUUUGUUGAUACGACAUCGUCCAGGAAGGUAUUACCCGCUACUGCUAAUUUACAUAAUCCUAUCGGUAGUAGCAGAGUCCAAGCUGAGGAGAACGGUGAAAAUGAAGAGGAUUAAAGAAAUAUUUAUUUUUAUUUUUAUAUUCUCUAAUUUUGAAGGAAAUUGUUGGUGGAAUCCAUGUAGAUAGAUGUCUAAUUUUAAGCUUAAGCUUUUUUGUCUAAUAAAAGUUCCUUUCUUCCACUCAUUUACUUUGUUUUCUUUGUAUAUUAUUUCAGUUUCUAAGCU
Messenger RNA from Nicotiana attenuata, 1537 nucleotides. RefSeq names its product protein ENHANCED DISEASE RESISTANCE 2-like. The transcript has a single exon. Bases 425 to 1369 code for a protein of 314 amino acids. NCBI's taxonomy places the organism in Eukaryota, Viridiplantae, Streptophyta, Magnoliopsida, Solanales, Solanaceae. The record is from RefSeq and is a predicted model, not a curated record.